This is a messenger RNA of Haliotis rufescens (red abalone), 1930 nucleotides long. RefSeq names its product nyctalopin-like. Gene Ontology annotation, molecular function: protein binding. The transcript is spliced from 2 exons. Bases 323 to 1870 code for a protein of 515 amino acids. The record is from RefSeq and is a predicted model, not a curated record. Lineage: Eukaryota; Metazoa; Mollusca; Gastropoda; Lepetellida; Haliotidae.
CACAAAGGUACAAACAGCACAAAUAAUACAUCAUACAGAAGACUACAACACCAUUUUAAGGAAGAUAUUAACAGUAAAGCCCGGAUGUCCUCGUAUUAAGGUCAAUCGCAGCUAUUUAUAGCGACAGGUGCUCCCCUUGUGUUGACAAAACUCGCCGGUUUCACUGGCGAGGUAUCUCCACAUUAAUAUAAUUGUUUUGCUCUGUCUUACCAAAAUGAAAUAACAACAUUGAUGAUAAGACGUGGGGAUGAUCGCUGGUCCUGCUAUAAACUAGUUCUGGUCCUGGUGAUAUCAGCAUCCGUGUCCAAUAUUGCAUGUCACUAUGGAAAUAAUGGGCUUAUACCACAUUUUAACACUUGUAAUAACGACAUGUCACAUGACCUCUACAUGUCCUGAUGGAUGUCAGUGUGACGAAGGACAAGAGAACCAGCUAAUGCAUGUAACCUGUCAAGGUAGAGAUACUAUUCCCCUCAUGAAGAAUGUUCUGUCUAUCAACAUGAGUGCAAACGGCAUCACAGUUAUGCAUGGAAAAUCUUUGGAAAAAUCACCAGCUCUGAAAAUGCUUGACUUGAGUUUCAACAACAUAAAUAGAAUUGAAAUUGAUGCAAUAGCGGCUAGUGUUGUUCCCGAGCUUGUUUCACUAAAUCUUUCUCAUAAUCAUUUGACUUCUGUGCCCCAAAAUAUGACGCCAAGCUUGCAGUAUAUCAGACUGAGUUCAAAUGAUAUUGACAUUGUUCGCCUGAGUGAUCUGUGUCAUUUGAAAAAUGCUAUUCAUGUUUAUCUGGAUCGUAACAAACUAGGGGAGAUAAUCCCAACUGGGCAGCAUGACGAAGACUGUGAUGUUGGUUUGGAGAAACUUGAAAUCCUCUCAUUUCGCGACAACCUCAUCGAGAAAAUAGACAGGACGAUGUGGAAACAUGUUAGGGGUGUGAGGUAUUUGUCUUUCGCUUACAAUGGAAUAAAAACACUCAAAGAAGAUACUUUCAAAGGACUGAGAGGUUUGAGGUAUCUUGAUUUGACUGGAAAUAGAAUUAAAACUAUUCACCCUAAAACUUUCAAACAUUUGCAGGAUUUGAAAUUUUUAUCACUAUCCCGGAAUUACAUAGAAGAUAUUCCUGACGACCUCCCCAUGAUAGAAUGGUUUGAUAUCUCCAACAAUAGAAUCACUGUGGUUCCUGAGAAAAAGAAAAGCUCACUUUAUCCACAAGAAGUAUUUCUGUUUGGCCAAAACCCUUUGAAUUGUGUGUGUGAAAUGCUGUGGUUAAAGGAAUUGUUUGAUACGAGAGAAUAUCAGCUGAAAUACAUUGACGUAGAAACGGAAAAGUUUAUUCCAGCGUGCUCGACUCCUGACCAUCUCCAUGGGGACACAUGGGAUGUGCUGGCCAAUGAAGCAUUUGGUUGCAAUCAGCCUCUUUCUGGAACAGCCAAUGAAGAUGAAGAUGACAAUCUGUUGUGGAGACUGAAAGAUCUCUCGGUCCGAGUUGCUGAGAUAGGGGAUACGUACCUGAAGGUUGAAUGGGAUUCUGUGAAUAUUGGUGUGCCUUCAAAGGAAAAGCAUGUCGUUGUGUUUAACAUUCAUAAAUUUGGUAGAAAGAAGCAACUGACAUCUGUGUCUGUUCAUCCUCAGAUAGGGAGGUAUGUUUUGAAAGCUUUGAGUCCUGCCUCUGGGUACAUUAUCUGUGUGACCGUUGUGUCCGAGAAAUUGCAGGAACCAAGAAAUGUGUACAGUUCUGAUAACUGCUUGGAGAUUGUGACAAGGGAGACAACUGUGACAGAGGUGUAUUGGGUGUGGCAGAUGUUGAUGAAUCCUACAUUUUAUCUUUCUGUGAUAACUUUGUCAGUUUUUGUCCUGUAUUUUAACGUGUGGUGACAGUAUGGCCAAAAUAUAAGUUUUUUGUUUCUUGUUGGGAUAACAAGUCACUGUUUUUUU